Messenger RNA from Phaeodactylum tricornutum CCAP 1055/1, 2436 nucleotides. RefSeq lists its product with no specific name. The record is from RefSeq and is a predicted model, not a curated record. Lineage: Eukaryota; Bacillariophyta; Bacillariophyceae; Surirellales; Neidiaceae. Gene Ontology annotation, molecular function: protein xylosyltransferase activity. The transcript is spliced from 2 exons. Gene Ontology annotation, cellular component: membrane. Bases 1 to 2436 code for a protein of 811 amino acids. Gene Ontology annotation, biological process: chondroitin sulfate proteoglycan biosynthetic process; heparan sulfate proteoglycan biosynthetic process.
AUGCAGCGAACAAUAGCUUUUUGGGCCUUAAUCGUUGUGCUCUUAUUUAUUUCUGUGCACGCCGAGCAAGUGCCGGUUGGACCACCUGAAGCGCUUUCAUCCAAAACGGAGCAUCAACAUUUCCAAAGACUGCUUCAAAGUAGCUGGGAUGAGAUCGACUUUACAGAUAUCGAUUCUCACAAGGCUGCCCGGAGUGGGUUAGAUCAGCUCGUCAAAGAUGGCAGUCAUAUGGAAUUGCGCUGGGCCAAAAUGUUUGAAAAGGCCAAGACACCUGAAUGUCGAGCAAAGAUUGCAACCCAUUUUGGGUAUUUCUACAACGCAAUUGCAUCAGAACAAUCGAUGCCAUUUAGUACUGCGAAAUUUGAAAACAAGUGCCCGGAACCGUUCUACGAUUGGGAAAAUUUACCACCCGAUAUGCACGUUGGGCAUGUUCAGAACCGAACUUACCAGCCGCCCCGAGAAAACGCCACAUACAUUGACGAUCCGAAAGAUCUGCGUUUCUUGUACGCAAUUUUGACUCACGGCGAGUGGCAUUCUACCAUUCGACUUAUUGAAACUCUCUACGAGGAUGGACAUGUUUUUGUUGUGCACGUAGACGGCAAGGAAAAUUCUGAUGAGACUUACAAAGCUCUGCAAAAGUACGCUGCCACAAGAGAUCAUGUCCACGUACUUGGAUCAUCCUUCCGUGUUCGCGUAAACUGGGGAGGCUUUUCAAUGGUCAACGCGACGCUGCAAAUCUUACAAUAUUCGUUCAACGUGAACGGGCACUGUUCACGACAACGAGACCCACUGGUAUUCGACAAGGUUAUCCACUUAGCUUCCUCCUCGUAUCCCUUGGCGACACGAUCUGAAAUUCGUCAGCGUAUAGCGUCAUUUCCUUUGGAUGCCAAUUUCUUGCACGUAAUUAUGAAACCAACUCGCCCCAGCCCUGAUGUUUGGCAUUACUUUGUUGAAUGUGACGACAGUUUACACCGUAUUUACCGUCUCAACCCGUUGAACAACCACACGAACGGUAUGGAGCUUUUCACUUCAUCUCAAUGGUUCAUCAUUUCUCGCGAAUUUGCUGAAUAUUUAGCUCGUGCCGAAGCAGGAACCUUCGUACACCAGUAUCUCGACUACAUUGAGCAUGUUGUAGUCGCCGACGAAACCUUCUUUGGUACCGUCCUUCGGCACACUCCUUUCUGUUUGAAGCAUCAUAAUCGUAACUUUUUACACUUGCAGUUUGAUCGGUGGGAGUCAGAGCUUCCGUCGAAUGAUCGCGAUCCUCGGAAGUGCAUGAUGCUUGAUCCCAAUCAUUGCGGGCGGUCACCUACCACGCUUACGGCCGACUAUGCAGACAUAUUGGAGCUCAGCGACGAUUUGUUUGCUCGAAAAUUUGUGGAGCACAUAUCGGACUUCGAAGGCAAAUCGGAAGAAGAGGUACCUGAGCAUAAUGUCAAAGACAUUGUUGAUGAUUGGCGAAAGCGUCGGGGCACCAGCAAGCAAGGAAGUAACUCUUCGACUACACUUUCGGGACAACCGCAAAUGACCUUCGAAGGACACGGUGUUUUGCUGGUUGCUAGAGAGACGCUCGGGAUUGACGGUGGCGAUAGACAACCGGUUCCCUUGUGCUUGGGUUUGGGAGAAACUGGCAACAACUUACAUCUCGUGCCGUGUUUUCACGAUUGGGUGAUACCGACGCUGGCGCCCAACUGGGAAUUCGGUGCCGUAAUUGAAGCCGAAACAAUACCUCACAAUCGCUGGGAGAUGCAACCCUGUACAUCGGAUGGUCACCUAGAACGAUUAGAUUCCGGUGAAAUUGAAGUGACACCCGGUAAUUACUCAAUUACGGGACCGCGAUGCAUGUUGAAAAUGAUGGAAGGUAUACGUGCGGGGCGAUGUUUUGACGGGGAUUCUGGUAAUUCGCAACCUGGAGGAGAAGUGCAAGUAUUUCCAUGUGUUCACCGCUGGGUACAGUUCCUGUCUGUUGGCGACGGGAGACUAGCACCCAAGGGAAGCCUAUUCUUCACCAUUCCGCUCCACAUCGUUCGACAGAUCCAUAGGAUGGGACAUGAACAAAGUCCUCACAUGUGCUUGGGGGUGUGGGGGCGUGGAAAUAAAGACGAAGUGGAUUGGAAAGACGAAUCGCAAGCCUUUUCACAAGAAAGGAAAGAAAACCCAGUAGAUGGGUGGAAGCCGUUGUCGGAGUGGGAAGGAGAAGAACUUUUCUCAACACAAUGUAGCAAUGUCGGGGCAGUCGUAGAAUGGAUUUUUGUGCCGUUCAUAGUAGAAGAUAAUCUUUCCGCGGACGACGGUACCGACAUCGACGCUACUACAGACGCAGACGAAGUUAUGUUUGGACCUGCCACAACAACUGAAGACACAAUGAAUACAGCCCACGAAACCGUGAUUGACGAUAAUGGUGCAGCUCCAGAACGAAUUGGCGAUGAGCUAUGA